Molecule: messenger RNA, 4774 nt
Organism: Scaptodrosophila lebanonensis
Lineage: Eukaryota; Metazoa; Arthropoda; Insecta; Diptera; Drosophilidae
Product: putative mediator of RNA polymerase II transcription subunit 26
Exons: 5
Coding region: 71-3379 (1102 amino acids)
Biological process (GO): regulation of DNA-templated transcription
Cellular component (GO): nucleoplasm
Source: RefSeq, a predicted model, not a curated record
AGUUGUUUUAGAAUUGCAACCGAAAUUCGCGAACAAAACAUUUGAGAAAACCAAGAGAACGACGUGCAGCAUGUGGCCGCAAACGUUGCAGAUGUCACGGGACGAGUGCAGAGGCAUGCUGCGUCGCCUAGAGCUGGAAUCAUAUUCGCACAUCAUCAGUGUUUUCCGCGCUCAGGGCUGUCUCAGCGAACCGAAAGCGAAGCUGCUGGAGGAACUGCGCCAAUACUUUCAUAUCACGAUGGAACGCCAUCGCGCAGAGGUGCGGCGUGCGGUCAACGACGAGCAGUUGUGUACCAUUGCGGAGAAUGUUUGCGGUCCGAACACAUGGCAGGAAUGGUCACGUGAAGGUCGUCGUCCGUAUCCGCUGCUUCCACGCAUAGAUCCACAGACCGCUCUCACAAUUGUGGCCAAUGAUUUGGCGGCCAAAGCGUUUGCGGAAAACGCCAAAUUAGCCGCGCCGGCUGAAACGGGUGCCAAUCUAAAGGAGGCCAUGCUGGAUCAGGCCACCUAUGUGGCGCUAAAGCAUGGCAAGGCCAAGAAGCAGGAUCCACCACAUGUGGUUAUGGAAGAGCCGUUCAAGGUACCCGAUGUGCCGAAUGAGGUGAAGAAGGCGACGCUUAAACGCAAAGAGAUCGAGGGGGAAUCGAAGCCCAACAAGAAGCGCAGCACACAACAUGAGAAGCAACAACUGUUGCAGCAAUCGUUGGCCAACAUCGAGGAUGGACAUGCCCAGGAGCCGGAGGAGGGUCGCAAACUAAGCGCGCGCACCCUGCAGAAUCGCUUCUUCUACCAGCAGCAGCAGAAGCACAAACAGCGCAUGUCCAGCAAGAAAGCAACGGCCGCAGGUGCUCUUACCAAUCACAGUGGAGGCCUCGCCACAAACAAGCGAACGGCAGCGCCGGCUAAGAGCGGCCGAAGAAGGGCACAAAAGCAAUUGCAGCAACAGAAGCAGCAGCAACAGCUGCAACAACAACAACAGCACCAGCAUCAGCCACAACUACAGCUUCAGCAACAGGCACAACCUAAAGUAUUAUUAGGGGCGGAAAAUGCGCCAACAGCUUUGGCCAAUCACGUGGCGAAUUACCACGAGGUGCAACCGCAUGUGGAAUAUAUACUGGAUGAGGCGCUCAAAUCUGUCUCAGCGGUGCCGACACCCACAUCCCCAGUAACUCCCAACUUUGCCAAAGGCAAACAUAUCGGCGUAGCUGGCACGCGUCUCUAUACGCCUUCGUCCGCCACUGAGCGUGUGGAAAUCGGCUCGCCUACACAGCGCACGGUGUUUGCCAACUCACCGAUUGUAUUCAAAGAGAAGUUGCCGCCGCAGCAGCAGCAACAGCAGCUCAUAACUCCCGUUAAAAAGUACAUUGUAGAGGAGCGUCCAACACAGCCCGCAGCAGCGACACCGCCAGCCACGUCCAUAGCCGUGCCCAGUAGUAGCAACAGCGGCAACAGCAAUAAUAAUAUCUCGACAGCCAAUCUGCCGCUGGCACCACAAAUCAUCAGCGUACAGCAAAUACCCGCACCAUCGCUUGGCUCCAAGCUGCGCGCCACAACAGCAGCAACCACAACAACCAUAUUGCCCGCAGGCACCAAGCUAACGCCCAAAAAAGUGCAGCUGCUUGAAUUGGAGGGCAAGCCAAAGGCCACGCCGUCAACAGCAGUACGAUUGCUGCCGUACGAUCAGCAGCAGCAACUGCAUCCGCCAUCUCUCGGCAAUCUCAGCAAAGUGGAUAAGCAAACCGCAGUUCAAAAGUACAUUGUGGAGGAGCGACCGCCAAAUCAAACCAUUGCCACCCUAUCGCCCACAAGCCUAACAGCAUUGGGUCCUGUCAAUGCCUCGACAGUGAAUAUAAUUAAGAAUAUACCGGCCGCUAGUUUAAACAAUACGUUAAUAACGCCACUUGCAGCGCCCAAUCCCACAAACCCCAACAAUCCCAACGUUCCGAAUGUCUUCCGCAAAGCAGCAACGAAUAUCAAUAUUAAGGCAAUCAAUGCCACAGGCGCUAGCAGUGGCACAAACAGCGUCAAUGCGACCCAAUUGCUGGGCAACAUUAAGCUAAAUGCGGGCCCCACGUCGGGCGCCCAAACGUUUAAUAUCAAACAGGUGCCCAGCAGUGCUCUACGAAACAUUAAAUUCUGCUCAUCCAAUGGCAAAGUUUUUCUGCAACAGGCCAAGAUACCAGCAGGCAGCAUUAUACAUAAAUUGAAUAAUGCCAGCAGUGGUGUGGCAACAAAUAGCAGCGCCCUCUCACCCACUGGAGCGCCUACAUCCACGCAGCCGGCUCAGCGCAUUACGAUACAGAAAAUGCAGAUAUUGACGCCCUCGCAAGUGAUCUCAAGUGCCGCAGGCGGCACCAGCAGCGGCACGGGGGUAACCACAACCAUUGUGACGAGCAGCGCCGGCGCCGGCGCCAAAGUCAAGCCCACCACACUGACCUUUGCCACAGCCACGGGCAGCAAAAAUAAUCUCGUCAUUCUGCCCGUCAGCGCGUCCAGCAACAUGCGAACGGUUACUUUGGCCGCCAAGCCUGUCACCAAAAUAGCCGGAGAGGUGCUAGCAACACCGAAGCCGAAUGUCUUGGUCAUUGGCUCAGCCAACGCCACUGCUGCAGUGGCAACAACAACAACCACAGUGGCAGCAACGCCACCACAGCAGCAACAACAAUUGGUGGUCAGCAGUAGCAACAAACCGAAGGCCCAUCAGCUAAUAACCGAGGACACUCCCAUCGAUAUUAUUAAUAUGCCCAUCAUAGUGGCCGACAACAAUGGAUCUGUCAGCAGUUCGACAGAUGCGAAAGCAAGAACUACCCUCAAAGCAACCACAACAGGGCCACAGCCACUGGUGGUGUUGAAUACCACCGACUGGGAGGUGGAAUUGGAUCAGGCCUCGAAAGCAACGACUGUUAAGGGCGCAACCUCAACAACAAAUUCUUCUGCCCCCAAGGGCAACAGCAAUCCGACGCUGGAGGAGGUGAUCGUCGAGUGUUCCAAUGAAAAUAAUGCUAUCGAAGAACAGGAGCAGCAGCAGCAGGACCAGCAGCAACAGGAGCAGGUUAACAAUCGCAUAAUCGAACUGGACGAUGAGAGCGUUGAGUAUGUGGACAUGGAUCUGGAUCAGCCCAUUGAGAUUCAGAGCACCAGCAAUCUGGAGUCGUUGGAGGAGCUGGGCGUGGCAACAACAAUGGUGACAACAACGACCACUUCGCUCAAAACUGCAAUAAUGUCGACACAAUUGUACGAUGGAAAUGACAGCCAAAUGCCACAGAAACUGCAAGCAGCGCAGGAUAAUGCGACAGCGGGAACAACAACAAUAGCCACAGCAGCAGCAGUAGCAGCAACAACAAUACCAGCUGCAACAACAAUGACGACGCAGCCAUAGGCAGCGCUGCCUACGUGUUAGGAAUUUGUUAUUAGCCGGAGAAAGUUAAUUUGAUAUUUAAUUAAGCGAAAUGGGUCGAGUAGAGGAGGAGAGGAGAGGAGUAGAGGCAAGGAGUGAGAGCGCACAACAGAUUUAUAUCUUUUAGACUUAGCACCAACUCACCCCCCCACACACACACACACACACACACACACACACAUACACCCACACACCAAUAUAUACCUUGACACACACAAAUGCAUACCUAUAACCAGGCUUAUUAGCAUUAGUUUUUUAAAUAGCAUCAGUUUAUUUCUUGGAGCGAAGUGCAACAUUACUUUAUAACGCUUGUGUAUAAAUAUUAAUAAUAAUAUAAAUAAUCGCAUAGUUUCUAAUUUGCAAUGAGUUUUGAGCUUAUAGAGCAAGUACCUAGUAGCAGAUCCUCAAGAAUUUUGCAGAAGAACCGAAAUUUUUGAACAAUAGCUUAAUGAUAUCUCCUCCAGGUUAGUUAAUUAAAGGCGCCCCCUCCUAGUUAGUCAUUCGACAGUGGUUUAUGAAAGUAAAGUUAAUUUUGUCUCUUUCGAAUUCUCAAUUAGGUUGCCUGCCAUAACAUUUUGGCUUUCGUUGACAAUUCGUAUACACAGUUUUCAAAAUGAAACUCUAAUUCUGUAUAGUUUGUAAAUAUAUAUAAAAAAAAUAUUUAAAAAAAAAAACAAAAAGAAAGAAGGAACCCCAAAACCAACAGCUACAUCCGAACACUAGUUGCUUAGCAUAAUUUAAAUCAUUAAAACACUGUACACGGAAUUGUUUUACGUUCUUUAAACCUAUUCCUAUUUAAUUGCAUUACUAUUACAACUACUUAUUACUUAUUUAAUGAGAUUAUAGUUCUUAGUUCGCAAGGCCGCUAACUGAAAACGAAAACGAAAUUUGUAGCUUGUAAGCGAAACGAUUUUAAAACUUUUCACAUUGUAUGUAAAUAAUUCAGCGAUAGUGUUGAACAUCCAAUCCAACAUCGUCUAGAGAUUUAGUAAAGUAGUUCAAAAUAAGUUGCCACAUCAGAAGUUAAAAUGUUUUGCGCACUUUGUUAAAUGCAAGAAAUAAGCGCAGAGGAAAAAAAGGAGGACUAAGAUGAAGAAACGAGAUGAAGGUCGAGGAACAGGAACAGACAAACAUGAUUAGCCCUAUAAUUAUAGUUAGUCGUUAAGCAUUUUAUGCGCAUAUUGUGUAACGUUAAAAUCAUAUGUAAAAUAUAUAUAAAAUAAUUUUUAAUGAGAACCACACACUCGGGAAAAAGAAAAGCAAGAGAGAAAAGGGGAAACAAUUAUCGAAGCCACACGAAAGUUUUUCAAAAUAUUUACAAAACACUUUAAGAGUAAUUCAAAUUAAGUAUAUUGUUGAACAAUGCGUGUCGCUGUA